AUGAGAAAAUAAAUGUGCAUCUUUCUUCAAAUAAAAAGUAAAUAAUGGCUUUUUUUCAGAUUUAACAGUUAUGUCAAGGCUGCAUGUAAGUUUGACUGGCAGUUUGUGCCAGCGAGCGUCCGGGAUUCAUCCAUCCAGACCUCGACAACUCUGGCCGUGUUGAUGCCGAGGGUGUGUCCUUACCACUUGGGAAUGUUUAUGGGUGGAAAGGCCGGAAAAUGUGGCCGACGCGGGAGCAGGGCAUUACCUCCAUAGAUCCAAACCUACAUUUUGCAAUUUAACAUGUUGGUCUAAAAAUAUGCCAAUCUGUCCAUUACUCUGAAGGACAUUUCAAGGCCUCCCCAAACGUCCAUUAAAUUUGUUCAUCGUAUAUGCAUGAGAACACCUCCCAGAAGUAGUUUCGGUCUAUUGCAAAAAAUCCUCCAGCCAUUGUAGGAGACCUAUGGCAAUUAGCGAUAUUUUAAAUCGUUAAAAUGUUGACAAAAAAGAAACACGUGGAAGUAAUUUUAUGGAAUUUAUAUUACUGAUUGGCUUAACUAUUCACGAACUUACUCAGAAGAGUAGUGUUUACUGCGGCAUCAGCUAUACUUUUAAAUAAUCAUUUUUGUAAGAUAUUUAUUCCAAUUUAAUUUACCGAUGAUCAUUUAUUAAAUAUAGUUAAAACAACUGAAUUAAUGACGACGCAUAGCAUAGUGCAUGCAGGUCAUUCAAUUCGUGCAAGAGUACUCCUUUUUUGCUUUCGUGUGCUACCAACAAAAGACGGUUAUUUUAUUUUCCACACCUAGUACGAUCUGGACUGACUUGCCUAGUUGCUCAUCAGCCGCGGCCAGUAAUAUGGCCGCGCCCUUUCCCUUCUGAAACAUCAGGGUUUCGUCUCAAAUCCCGUACCCGUUUACCCCUAGACGCCGUGUUCAAGAGAAACCUCAAGAGCAAAAAAACGAAAUAACACUGACGCUGCACAGUAUGAGAGAGAUUUUUCCCCUUAAGAUUUUACUAAAAGCUAUCCAUACUGCGCAGAGCGGAGUCAUUUGAUAAAUUAUAUAUCUUUAGAAAAAAGUAGUUCUAGCUUAUUUAAGCGUUUUUCUCAUUUUUAAAAUUAGUCCAAGAGCAAAACUAAGUCAUGUUAUUAUGUAACACUGCCUAAAAUUAUUUUCACAGACAACUGGAAAUAAUUUGAUAAAACAAUUAUACAAUUCAGCAAAGAUUAAUGCAUCACUAAGAAGAACGAGAAGAACUGGGCUCCCUCCAAUGAGGCCAGUGCCCCCAAGUGCCUUUCAUGCUUUCGCCUUGAAACGAAAUAAACACUGUUCCGCUGAGCAGACAUUCAGUGCGGGUAGCAUAACUUUCUCAUUCAUUCAAACGCGCGUAAUUAAUAUUAUUGGAAUUGUUUUAUUAAAUUAUCUAUUUUUAAUUCAGAAAAUUGUUAAACCCACCAUUUAUUUCAUGACGUUUAAUUCUAGAAGGCAUUGCAGAAAAAAGAAAAUGGAACUGCUCAAAUUUUGAUAAGCAUGCAAAAAGCCAUCAACAUUGUAAAGAUUCCAAGUAACAUUUCAUUUCUGAAAUUCGUAGAAUUUGUAGGGGCAAGAAUUUCUUAUGUUCUACAAGGCCUUCCUUUUCAUCCACAUUCUUCGCUUUUAUUCCCACUCUCAUGAAUAAAACCUUCUUUAUUUCCAAAUUGAGCACUACAUACCCUGGCCUGCAACAAAAAGAGGCACUCUGCUGCGCUGAGUAAAAUUCGCUUGAUUGCCUAGAAUUCAAAGGCUGGAAAAGAAUUAUGGCGGAGUCAAGUCGGCCGUUGGCCUCAGUGCCAUGGGUUUCGAUAGCAAACAACCCUGAUUUGAAGCUGGAAGACUCUGCUGUGUUUGAAAAUGCUCAAUUCUGCAGCAAAGCCGAGAAGGAGCAGCAAAUCGCAAUAUUCAAGAACCUCAACAAAUUGUUCCCAUUCUACAUUCCGAUGGAGCACCACAGGAUGGACGUAAAAGAAAUGGUCAAGAACAGUCCAAACGGACAGUACUGGGCAGUGGCGCUUCACUUUUUGAUUAGCAGCAAGGGCCACAACCAAUGCGCCUGGAACGAAUUCCAGGAGCAUUUAAAUGCCAGAAGUGAAGACAUAAAUUCUAACGAUUGCACCACUUGCGCGGCUCCAUACAUUUCUGAUAACAAGAUGGCUGAUUUGUUUCCGCAAGGGAAUCCACCGCAGUGCCAAAGAGUCGAGGAAUAUAUUAACGAUCCUUGGGUGCUGAUGCAAUUGCAUUUCCAACCAGCAUUGUUCCACCAGUGGCUCGUCGCUUUCAUGAUCGAAAUAUACAAAAUUUCAAUGGAGUUGUCAGAGCUAGAUCAUUUGCCUUCUCGUUUACACGGCAAAGAUAAAAAUGUCGUAAUCCGCAUCUUCCAAUGGAACAGAUCCGCGUGGAACUACGUUUUGCAAGGAUUCAGCUUUCUUCAGGCCUGUGUUGAUUUGAAGUAUCAGGACUUGAGAAAUUUAUUUCCUGGAAUCGAUUUUCCAUAUCAGUUCAUGAAAAUUUACAUUGAUCACGAUUUGUUAAACGUAAUCAGGUCGUACAAGAAACUCGCUUGGGGCAAUUCACAUGUCGCUCUGAACAAAUUGGAGGUAGUCAAAUAUCAAGUGCCGUGUAACAUUUACGAGUUAUCCUUUUGGAACAAAACUACAUCGGAACGCCUCACAAUGUUUGAAAGUGAUGAAUAUGUCUUUGAAGUAGGGUCUUUAGAGGAAGUAAUAGACAAGACUGUUGUUGGAAUUGACGAAUUAUUGGAAUCGCUUCAAGCAUUCUGUAAUCAUAAACUCGAGUUCAGCCAGAAGCUCAGAAAAUUUUUGUCACAGGACGAUGAGUUCCGUAGAGUGGUUUCACAGUUGAAAAGAGAAAUAGAUAUUACCGCAUUGCUGCGGAUCAGGAAAGAAGAAAAUGGAAUAAUUGGCACUGCAUUGACCAUCUCGCAAUACCUAAAAAUGAAUGACUUUGCCAACCGCGCUAAGAGCCGUCUCCACGAAUUGACGAAAAUUGACCCAAGCAAGUUACUAAGGGUCAAUUAUGAUGAUCUUCCUUGUGAUGAGAGAUUGUUAGAAGACUUAGAUAUUAGAGAUUUUACCGAAUACCCUCCUGUCAAAAUAUCGAGUCUGCUUGGUAACAGUGGGAUAGAGUCAAAGUUUCAACCUGAAAUUGAUGCGGUGGAUGAAAAAUGUCCUUGCUACACUGAAGAUCCAGCCACGAUUGCACACAAAUUUGAGGCAAGAAUCAAGAAAGUAGUAAGGGAGAGAGUAAAAUUGCAUAGGCAGAAUAUCCUACAUAAGCCCCAUAAUUACAUCGCCAUUUACCCCGGACUGAAUGAUUGGCAGUUCGAGCAAUACCUUUUGCCUUGUUUCGUGGCCUCCAUGCUCGAACUGUUCACAAACGACAAAGAGACGGCGAUCAGCAGUGAAAUGAAAGGAUGGUACGUAGCUACAAUCAACAUGCUCAUUUGGGUAUACGAUGUCCAAAUUAAUCAAGACCAUAAAAUGCAUGUUAAAAAAAUGGAUGGACAACACCUUGCAUAUUACGUGAAUAGGGAGUUUUCAUCGCCGAUUCUUCUCAAGACCUACUUUAAAUCGACGUUAGACAAUCUCCGUUUUAUUUUCUCCACGGACAGAUCAUUCCAGACCCAUUUUGACCAAUUUUUGCACUUGUUCGACUCGCUUUUUGAGGUGCUGAUAAACAGAAGCGGGUUCUCAUCAAGUUCCGGACUCUCAUCACAGACCAACAACUACUACUAUGAUAGGCAAACGAUCGAUUUUUUCAAUUUACUCGAAAAGGCAAUAGACUCGCAUCCCGCAACAAACGUCAACCGCAAGCCGGAUUCCGACUAUGCGGCCAAUGUAAGAAGCGAUCUGAUGAAAGUGUUGUGCGAAAUCGGCUUUCACAAGGAAAAUAUUUUCAAAGAUAUUCCUCUGGACUUGGAAAUGUCAUCGAUCUUGUUACUUGCUCUCAUUAAAUACUGUCUCCAAAAAAAUGACGACCUCACGAGAGUUAAACGUUUGAAAAAAGCCGACAAGAGUCUGGACGCCCUGAUGAAAGACGCAAAAGAGGAAUGUGGAAAUUUGACCGUGCCCCAAACGCAGUGUCUCGCUUUCUACUUGGCUCUAAAAAUAAUUCCCAGAAAAAAUUUCUCCGAGUUGGUGGGUAAAAAUGUGACCAAAAGCAUUCUAGAUCGCAUGUUGCAUAAAUUUGCGGAAGGAGAAAAUAUGAUAUCUCUGGUUGAUUUCAUGAAUAAAGGCGUUCCUCACGAAGAGUCGAGAGUGUCGCACGAGUUCGCAAAAGAAAAGGCUUCAGUUCUGUAUUACGUCGCCAUGAACGAAUUGAACAAAUCCAGCACUAAUUAUAAAGAUGUGCUUAAAAAGCGCCAGGAAGCUUCUUGGUUCUUCCCGAUCGUUCACUGCAGAAAUUGCGGCGUGGUGGACAAAGAUGUGUACCAAUAUCCGUGCUCAGAGUGCAGCAACAACGAGCAUUAUCCGGACAAGAAUUUUUUCUGUUCAGAAAAAUGCAAAAAUAUCGCCAUGGACACUUUCCACGCCAAAGAACAUGCUGAUCCAAACAAUGCGUAUGGUGAAGGCAACUGUGUUUGAAAUCAUAAAUCAUCUCAAAGAUAUGUAG
Molecule: messenger RNA, 4646 nt
Organism: Cloeon dipterum
Lineage: Eukaryota; Metazoa; Arthropoda; Insecta; Ephemeroptera; Baetidae
Exons: 6
Coding region: 1775-4618 (947 amino acids)
Source: RefSeq, a predicted model, not a curated record